This is a messenger RNA of Leptosia nina, 1107 nucleotides long. Lineage: Eukaryota; Metazoa; Arthropoda; Insecta; Lepidoptera; Pieridae. The record is from the annotation of a GenBank genome assembly.
AUGAAACUGUGUCUGAUAAUUCUUGGAAUAACUGCAGCAUUGGCUGCUCCUCCAGGUGAAUAUGAAACAAUAGCCACUGACUACCACAAUGCUUUUGGAAUCCCAGAAGCAGCAAGGAUCAAAGCAGCUGAAGCUGCUGAAGACUUCGAUGGCUCCCGAAUAAUUGGUGGAUCACUCGCAUCUUCCACGCAAUUUCCUUACAUGGGCGGUCUUGUCAUCAACUUGACUAACGGAAGACAGUCAGUAUGUGGUUCUGCUCUUAUCUCCGCUACUAGAGCCGUAACUGCGGCCCAUUGUUGGCAAACAAGACAGAGCCAAGGCCGUUCUCUCACUAUUGUUCUUGGCUCUCUCCGUCUCUUCUCCGGUGGUACCAGAGUGUCUUCCAGCAACGUUAUCAUGCACGAGUCAUAUAACAUGGACAAUCGUAGAAACGAUGUUGCCGUAAUAGUUCUAUCCAACGUCGGACUUAACAUUAACAUCGGAGUAAUUGAUCUUGCCUCUGGCUCUGAUCAAUUUGUGGGAUCCUCAGCAUCAGCUGUUGGUUUCGGCAGGACUUCAGAUUCUUCAUCGGGAGAUAUCACCACUGCCCAAGAGUUAAGAUACGUCACUCUCGACGUCAUCUCCAACGACGACUGCGCAAGAGUAUACGGAACUUAUACCGUCGGUUCGUCUACGAUUUGCGUCUUUACUGAAAGCAAUCGUAACAUUUGCAACGGGGACACCGGCGGUCCUCUUGUCGUCGACAAACAAUUGGUCGGCAUCGCGUCAUUCGUCGCUGCUUCGGGAUGCCAGCAAGGAUUACCAGCUGGCUUCGCAAGAGUUACCUCCUUCAACUCCUGGAUUCGUAGUCACAUAUAUGAUUCACGAUUUAGCAAUAUUAUAACGAAGUACAUUGCAUGUUCUAUGUAUUGUCUUGGAGAGGACUUCUCAGAGAAAUGGACUACAAUCUGCGACUCUUGCCUCAUCUCCACUAAUAGAGCUGUGACUCCUGUCACACAAAGUUUAGCCAAGGCCGUUCUGUGGCGGUUACUUUCGGCUGCAUCCGCCUUCACUCAAGUGGUACCAGAGUCAGCUCUUAGAAUAUCAUUCACGAAUCCUGAUUACUAA